Molecule: messenger RNA, 513 nt
Organism: Nicotiana attenuata
Lineage: Eukaryota; Viridiplantae; Streptophyta; Magnoliopsida; Solanales; Solanaceae
Exons: 2
Coding region: 1-513 (170 amino acids)
Source: RefSeq, a predicted model, not a curated record
AUGAAGCAACUGAGUGCCAAUGUGGUCAGAGUUGUUCGAUACACCUGGGUGGCAAAUGUUGUGCCUAUGACAAAGAAGGAUGGAAAAACCAGAGUCUGUGUUGACGAUAGAGACAUGAACAAAGCAAGUCCAACGGAUAACUUUCCUUUACCAAACAUCCACAUCCUUGUAGAUAAUUGCGCAAAGAAUGAGAUAGAAUCUUUCGUGGAUUGCUAUGUUGGGUACCAUCAGAUUCAAAUGGAUGAGGAUGAUGCAGAAAAGAUCGCUUUCACUACUCCAUGGGAGUUCGACAUCGUCUAUGUCACUCACACCACAAUAAAAGCACAGGAUUUGGCAUAUUAUUUGGCAGAGAAUCCAGUUGAUGAUGUUUACAAGCCACUGAGCAUGUACUUCCUAGACGAAGAGGUCAACUCAAUAGAGAAAGUAGUUCCAGACGACAUCCAUGCAUGGAAAACGUAUUUUGAUGGGGCUAUCAAUAUCAAAGGAGCUGAGAUCGAGGCAAUCCUCAUCUAA